This is a messenger RNA of Annulohypoxylon maeteangense, 1466 nucleotides long. RefSeq lists its product as uncharacterized. Lineage: Eukaryota; Fungi; Ascomycota; Sordariomycetes; Xylariales; Hypoxylaceae. The coding region runs from base 133 to 1446 and encodes 437 amino acids. The transcript is spliced from 2 exons. The record is from RefSeq and is a predicted model, not a curated record.
CCGGAUAGGGGAGGCAGUCAGGCACUUUGCACGAAUCGAGGAAACUCGACCAGGCCUUGUUCAGCAACGCGCUAAUAUUAGACUUACCACGGCUGAACUUUCGAAGGGUGGGAGCCACACGCUCGGCCAGCCAUGCAGAGACCUUCUGCCACUACGCCGACGCAAAAUGCGACUCCUUUCUUCUCUGCCAACAUCUGGGGAAAUACCAGCGCUAAUCCCAACGUCACUUCGAAUUCCCAGUCGCAAUCCUCUAGUAGAUCACGGCCUGGCACCAGUUCUGGAGAUCGAGAGAAGGACAAAGAAAGAGAAUAUAACGUUCUGACCAAAGACCGCGAUCGCAAACCUUCUUUUGGGCGUAGACCAUCCUUCUCUUCCCCGUCCAAAGGAAAACGUCGCGCGAGUUCGUCCAAUGCGGGAUCUGUAUCCGGAGAUCAGAUUAAGACCGACGCCACUGCACCACCUGCGAUACCCCCUGAUUUCGCACUCGCGGUUGCUGCCAAAUUCUCGAGAGAUAACGAGGCAGUGCCGUCACCCGCGUCGGCAGAUUCCUUUUCCAAGAUGCUAAGCCGAACUGCAACGACGCCCAUCAAUGGGCAAUACCCCACUACCGCGACCUCCCCCCCUUUACUCCAAACCGAAAUACCAUCACUUCAUCAGCAUAUACACGAAGUUUCCAACAAGAGGAUCUCAACGUUGGAUUACCUGCGUAAAGCUCACGAGGGUCGAGUAUACUGGUUUAAUACUUUACUUUUCGACAAGCCUGAUCUAGCACGUAUGCCAUACUUCGAUAGUCGCAAGAUCGCUUACCGAGCCACGAACUACCUCUUACUUGGCUUAUCACUGCCCGCCGUCAUCGACCUAAACUCAGCUACGCCACUCGAAUUCCUUCGUUCUCUUAACACCCUUUUAGCCGAAUUUGACUCCUACCAACAAAUACACACCGAAAAUGGUGUCAAUACCAGCUCCCUUUCACGCGCCCGUAUCCCGAAUAUGUUCCGUCGAGGAGCCGGUGGGAAAGGUCGGAGGCAGUCAGGGGCAGGGGACCUAUAUGCGGAUGCGAGCAACAGCCUGGCAAGCGGAUCAGCCGUGAACUCGGUACCUACAAGCGUCAUCAACUUCGGGCUAGGUGGCGAAGGCAACGAUCUUGUUCCCGGCGAGGAGUACACACACCUCUUAACUCCGAACCUUCCUUUCGAUCCCGAUUUCUUCGAGACAUUUGCUACGUUGUGCGAUGUGCUCAUCGACUGUUACGCGAGACUUAUGACACUUCUCCCCACGGCCAAGGACUGUACGCCCAUUAUCGCGGAGCUAUUUCAUAAGGCCGAUUCAAAAGUUCGCAAGAUCAUCAUUCAGGGAGUGGUCAAGGAGUUCGAAGACUCAAGCCGGGUGGGUUUGAAGCAGGAAGUAACCAACGUGGGUAAAGUGGUACUCGGGGGACUGGUUUAAUGAAAAGUUUAUAUAUGAAC